This is a messenger RNA of Parathielavia appendiculata, 510 nucleotides long. RefSeq lists its product as uncharacterized. Lineage: Eukaryota; Fungi; Ascomycota; Sordariomycetes; Sordariales; Chaetomiaceae. The record is from RefSeq and is a predicted model, not a curated record. The annotation marks the transcript as partial. The transcript has 3 exons.
CGAUGUGCUUGCUCGGCCCUCUUCCAAACAGAAGGUGGUUUGCAUGAGCAUCUUCAAGAAUAUCGGUCUCGCGAGCAGCGUUUGCGAGCCGAAGCCGAACUAUGCCAAGCCCAUUGGAGCACCGGCGACGAUCGAGGUGGCCAAAGCGAUUGCGACGAUAAUCGAGGCAAUGAAGACAAUGAUCUCGGCAAUCCAACAAGCAGGAUAGGAAAAGAUAAAAGCCACGGGGGACAUUAUUGUCCCGACGGAACAUGUCCACAUUCAGGACGGUUAUGGAAAAAGCAGGCACUCCGGCGACACUAUCAGCAACAUGUUCCAUGCGAGGAAGUAUGUGUGGUGUGUUUCAAGGUGAUGAGGCUCACAAGCGAGUUUUUGAGACAUGUUGAGAAGCACAUCAGCACGAGUGGAAGGAAGAUGACCUUCAUCAGGGCAACAUGCGAUGAAUUGCGCGAGCGUUCCGAUGCGCAAUUAGACCUUGCAUUGAAGAAACGGAAGUUUGGGGUGGCAGGU